AUGGAUGAGAAGAAGGUUGUGCUAUUUGCAAGAUCUUCUAAGUCACACAACCUGAGUAUGGGUAUAGUGGGGCUUCCGAAUGCAGGAAAGUCCACGCUGUUCAACUUUUUGACAAAGAGUACAGUGCCUGCAGAGAACUAUCCGUUCUGUACAAUUGAUCCAUCUGAGGGGCGAGUUGAGAUUGAGGAUGAAAGGAUGGACUUUCUUGUGGAGAAGUAUAAACCACAGAAUGUAAAGAAGGCGUAUUUGAGCAUUACGGACAUAGCAGGACUUGUGAAGGGAGCAAGUAUAGGACUUGGAUUAGGGAAUCAUUUUCUUGACCAUAUCAGAAAUGUAGAUGGGAUAUUCCAUGUAGUGAGGUGCUUUGAGGAUCCGAAUGUAGCGCAUUUUGAAGACACAGUGUAUCCCAUACGAGACAUCGACACAGUGAAUGAAGAACUCCGACUGAAGGAUCUUGAAACGCUAUCGAAGCAUGCAGAGAAGAUGCAGAAGGAGAUUCGGGCGAAAACUCUUGACAAGAAGCUCAAGGACCAGGUAUUGUUGGUUGACAGGCUACUUGAAAUACUGAAGGUUGAAUGGGUAAAUCAGCACACGUUCAAAGAUGACGAGAUUGCAUACAUCAGCACGCUGAAUCUACUCACAGUUAAGAAUGUUGUGUAUCUUGCAAACAUCAGCGACGAGGACUAUGAGCAGCGCCGUUUAAACAAGCAUGUACGGGCAGUUAUCAAGAAGUAUGGGGCUGAUGUUAUUGUUUUCAGUGCAGCGUAUGAAAGCAGAAGCGAAUCUAGGGUAUUUUUGGAAAAGGUUAUCAAGAAAGGAUAUGAGCUGUUAAACCUGAUUAACUUCUUCACAGUUGGGCAUGAUGAAGUAAAGAGCUGGAUCAUAAGAAGAGGAAGCAGUGCACCAUGUGCUGGAGGUGUGAUUCACUCUGACUUCAAGAACUACUUUAUUAUGGCAGAAGUGAUGUCUUUUGAAGAUUUCAAAGAGUACGGGAGUGAAGUAGAAGUAAAGAAGGCUGGAAAGUAUUAUCAACGGGGAAAAGCUUACAUUGUAAAUGAUGGGGACAUCAUCCUGUUCAAAAACAAUCCUCCGAAGUCUGGAAGUAAGAAGAAGUGA
Messenger RNA from Ordospora colligata OC4, 1116 nucleotides. Its product is annotated as GTP-dependent nucleic acid-binding protein EngD. Gene Ontology annotation, molecular function: ATP hydrolysis activity; ATP binding; GTP binding. Gene Ontology annotation, cellular component: cytoplasm. The record is from RefSeq and is a predicted model, not a curated record. Bases 1 to 1116 code for a protein of 371 amino acids. Lineage: Eukaryota; Fungi; Microsporidia; Ordosporidae. The transcript has a single exon.